GGCGUCAGCAGGGCGGAUCUCUUCUACUUUUGAAUCGCAUGAUUAGGAGCGUGUAGAUGAGUCUCGUGCGUCUCGUGCUUCUCUGAGCCUCUGCUGGUUUAAACUUGAGAGAAACCUGCUCAUCAGCUGCUCACACACUGUGACCGUCAACAUGGCCUCCUCAGAGCUCGCUCUCCUCAGUGUCUCGGAUAAAACCGGUCUCCUGGACUUCGCUCAGAAGCUGCUGGAUGUGGGUCUGUCUCUGGUCGCCUCGGGUGGGACAGCCAAAGCCCUGCGUGAAGCGGGACUGGCUGUCAGGGACGUGUCCGAGCUAACCGGACACCCAGAGAUGCUGGGGGGCAGAGUGAAGACCCUGCACCCGGCCGUCCACGGAGGCAUCCUGGCCAGGAAGACCCCCGCAGACACCGCGGACAUGGAGAAGCUGGGCUACGGCCUGGUCAGAGUGGUGGUGUGCAACCUCUACCCCUUUGUGAAGACGAUCUCUAACCCAGAUGUUACAGUGGAGGAUGCUGUGGAGCAGAUUGAUAUUGGUGGAGUAACUCUGCUGAGAGCAGCAGCCAAAAAUCAUGCUCGAGUCACUAUUGUGUGCGAUCCUGCCGACUAUUCACUGGUUGCCAAGGAGAUGGAGGGUUCAGGGGACAGAGACACAACCCUGGAAACGCGCAGGACUCUGGCCCUUAAAGCCUUCACGCACACAGCCCUGUACGAUGACGCCAUAUCGGACUACUUUCGCAGAGAGUUCAGCUCUGGUGUUUCCCAGCUGCCUCUGCGUUAUGGCAUGAACCCCCACCAAGCGCCGGCCCAACUCUACACCCUGCGCCCAGCCCUCCCCCUCAAAGUGGUCAACGGUUCCCCCGGCUUUAUCAACCUGUGUGAUGCCCUGAACGCCUGGCAGCUGGUCAAAGAGUUAAAGAGUGCCCUCGGCUUGGCUGCUGCGGCCUCCUUCAAACAUGUCAGCCCUGCUGGAGCUGCUGUAGGCGUUCCUCUGACUGAGGAGGAAGCCAGAGUGUGCAUGGUGCACGACAUGUUAAAGGAUCUCAGCCCGCUGGCCACAGCCUACGCCAGGGCAAGAGGCUCCGACAGGAUGUCUUCUUUUGGAGACUUCAUCGCUUUGUCAGAUGUGUGUGACGUUCCCACCGCUAAGAUUAUAUCCAGAGAGGUGUCUGAUGGUAUCAUUGCUCCUGGUUACGAUGAGGAGGCGCUCAAGAUCCUCUCCAAAAAGAAGGGAGGAAAAUACUGUGUGCUUCAGAUGGAUCCAGACUACGAGCCUGAAGAGGCCGAGGUGAGAGUGUUAUUUGGUCUCCAUCUCAAACAAAAGAGGAACGGAGGCGUUAUCGAUAAGGAAUUCUUCAACAACGUUGUUUCCAAUGGCUCUCUUUCUGAGGAAGCGGUGCGUGACCUCACGGUGGCCACGAUCGCCGUCAAGUACACUCAGUCCAACUCUGUCUGCUACGCUAAAGAUGGACAGGUCAUUGGUAUUGGGGCGGGUCAACAGUCGCGUAUCCAUUGCACACGGCUGGCAGGUGACAAAGCUGAUAACUGGUGGCUGAGACACCACCCGCGUGUCCUGAACAUGAAGUUUCGCGGCGGGGUGAAGCGGGCGGAGAUGGCCAAUGCAAUCGACCAAUAUGUGAGCAACACUAUUGGAGAGGGUCCAGACCUGGAAAUUUGGAAGUCCAUGUAUGAUGAGGAGCCUGAGUCUCUGUCGGAGACUGAGAAGAAGAACUGGAUCAGCUCCCUGCAGGCAGUGGCCGUCAGCUCUGACGCCUUCUUCCCCUUCAGAGACAACAUCGAUCGUGCCAAGCAGAGUGGUGUCGCAUACAUCGCGGCUCCGGCAGGUUCCGCUGCCGACCAGAUUGUGAUCAAAGCCUGUAACGAGCAGGGCAUCGCUCUGGUCCACACCAACCUGCGGCUCUUCCACCACUGAGCAUCUUGUUUUUCCAAGUUUGCUUAUUAGGGUAAUUCCUUUCUAUCAUUGCUGUAACUUGGAACAUCCCUACCUGCAUCACUAAAGUGAUUCCGAACUGCAUCCCUGACUUGUGAUCCCAACAUGAGACACAAACUGUUAAUUGUACGUUUAUCACAUUUCAGCGCUUAAUAAACUGUAAAUGACAGUUAA
Molecule: messenger RNA, 2119 nt
Organism: Hippoglossus stenolepis (Pacific halibut)
Lineage: Eukaryota; Metazoa; Chordata; Actinopteri; Pleuronectiformes; Pleuronectidae
Gene: atic
Product: 5-aminoimidazole-4-carboxamide ribonucleotide formyltransferase/IMP cyclohydrolase
Exons: 15
Coding region: 152-1927 (591 amino acids)
Biological process (GO): 'de novo' IMP biosynthetic process
Cellular component (GO): cytosol
Molecular function (GO): IMP cyclohydrolase activity; phosphoribosylaminoimidazolecarboxamide formyltransferase activity
Source: RefSeq, a predicted model, not a curated record